Molecule: messenger RNA, 1665 nt
Organism: Letharia columbiana
Lineage: Eukaryota; Fungi; Ascomycota; Lecanoromycetes; Lecanorales; Parmeliaceae
Exons: 11
Coding region: 1-1665 (554 amino acids)
Source: RefSeq, a predicted model, not a curated record
AUGUCGGGGCCAUCCAGCAUGCCUGGCCCGCCGCCGGGACUCAAUUUGUAUGACGACCAAGGCGGCAAGGUAUUGGGUACCAUGAUCGCGCUCAUCGCUCUUGCCUCCACCUUCGUUAUCUUACGUCUGACCUCGAGGCAUCUGGCUCGUGCUGGCUUCUGGUGGGACGAUGUGCUGAUAAUAGUAGCAUUGCUUCUUGCCAUCGCCUCGUGCAUCUGUAGUAUUGUCGCUGUCAAACAUGUUGGUUUCGGCAAGCACAUCUACGUCUUUGGCAAAGCGGGUGCCAUGGAGGCUGCCACAGGCUAUUUUCACACACUCUAUUUCUUCGAGCUCUUCUUUACCUUGGCCACCGGUGCAACCAAGCUUACCAUACUGGCAUUUUAUCGACGCAUAUUUCCAAUUGCAGAGCUGAAGCUCAUCCUGAUCGUCAUGAUCACCGUCGUUGUUAUGUAUACCACGGUGGUCUCCACACUCAUCAUCUUCCAAUGCCAUCCGAUUCGGAAGUUCUGGGAAUCUGAGUUACCUGGCUAUUGCAUAAACCCCAUCAACAACUUGAUCGUAACAGGGUCCGUCAAUACCCUACUGGACUUUAUGAUCGUUUGCUUGCCCGUACCUCUGCUGUGGCGUCUGCGGACUUCAACACGGCAAAAAAGUAUCUUAACCGGUAUCUUCCUUACAGCAGGGUUUGUCUGCAUCGUCAGUAUUGUUCGAAUCAUCAGCUUCACAAGAGUUGACCCAGUUGACGUCACAUGGAACUUUGUCGGGGUCUCAAUCUGGUCUGCUGUGGAGCCCAUAGCCGGGAUUCUCGGGGCCUGCCUCCCAUCGCUCCGCCCCCUACUCACCCUUCUCCUCGACAACAACGCCUACCGCUCCUUCGCCGCCACCGCCUCUCAAACCUUCCAAAGCACCACCACCACCACCACCUCCUCCGUCCUCAAGAGCAACCAAUCCAACCGCAAGAACCGCGACUCGACCACCUUCGCCCGACUCAAAGAAGAACACGACGGCAACGCCCCCAAGACGCAAAGGCUGCCGUGGCGGGAUCCAAAGGGGCCCCGGGUAUACGACCACGAAAUCGACGGGCACAACAUCACCGUGUACGGGGGACGAGGACAACAGGGCGACGGCGACGGCGUUGAAAUGGAGCGGAUGAGCGACGUGGAACCGCCGCGGGGAGUCAUACGGGUCAAGACGGAGAUUUUCCUUUCGAGCAUUGGACAGCUAGCUGAUGCAACCAAAAUCCAUAAUCUCAGGUCUCCACGACUAAUCCGCCAGCAACAGCGAUUCGCCGUGACCCAGAGCUCGGAUGUCGAUUCGAAGCACUGUGACCGCCGCGCCUCAAAAGCCACCGAACGGCCUGGGAAGUCGAAUUCCAGACGCAAAGACACGUUCUUUCCUUCCAAAUCGCCGCGGAAACUUCUAAAGACAGUGACACAACGCCACUACACAACGACUGGCUGUCCUCCCCACUAUUUCUCCCGCACAGGCACAAUGCACGAACCAAAGCCGAUCGAGACGGAAGGCCCAACAGGGAAACCCAAACAGCCAAUUAGGAAACGAAGCCCUCAGACGCACAUUGCUCGAUCGGCCCGCCUCGCCUGCCACGAACCGAGAUGCUUCAACCCUUCCAGCCACAAGAAAUUCAACACAUGGAAAUGCCGUUGA